AUGUCACCAUGGGAGAUCCAGGCCUUCAAGGAGGCGAGGGAUAACUUGGGCCAUGCCUCAUCCGUGGGAGGAGGAAAAGGACCUCCCGCUGAAGGACUACUGGUGGAGCUCCCCCUCUUCCCCGGGGCCUGGGGCCUGCAGAAGCUGCAGGUGUGGGAGUGCCCUGCGGCCCUGCAGGCUGAGCUCACCCUGACACUGGAGGUCCUGGACAACAUCACCAACCUGGCCCUGGAGGACAUCCUGAAGCAGCCCCUCCACAUGCUGCGUCACAUCCGCUCCCAGCUCUGGGCCUGUGUGACUCACAGUGCCCUCUCUGCCCCCAGGCCCCACAGUCGCCUCCUGUCCCAGUGGCUGCAGUGGCUCAAGCAGGCCACCAAGAAGGAGUCCCCUGGCUGCCUUCAGGCCUCUGUCAUCUCCAACCUCUUCUGCCUGCUCACCUGGGACCUGAGAUGUGUGGCCAGGCCAGACCAGUGUGCCUAA
Messenger RNA from Heterocephalus glaber (naked mole-rat), 480 nucleotides. The record is from RefSeq and is a predicted model, not a curated record. Lineage: Eukaryota; Metazoa; Chordata; Mammalia; Rodentia; Bathyergidae.